Messenger RNA from Centropristis striata (black sea bass), 2499 nucleotides. Its product is annotated as long-chain fatty acid transport protein 2-like. Gene Ontology annotation, molecular function: long-chain fatty acid transmembrane transporter activity; long-chain fatty acid-CoA ligase activity. Lineage: Eukaryota; Metazoa; Chordata; Actinopteri; Perciformes; Serranidae. The record is from RefSeq and is a predicted model, not a curated record. The coding region runs from base 7 to 1986 and encodes 659 amino acids. The transcript has 10 exons.
CCCCAGAUGAGAAAACUGUAUAAAGUGCAGGAGGCUUGGACUAAAUCUAUACAACUGUUGUAUGCUGAUGCUUUCAGGACUUCUUCUGCAGCCAGAGUGCCACUUUUUUUCUUCUGCUUUAGAAUGAUUGCAUAUAUUCUAUAUACCGCUCUUGCCGGUUUGGCACUUUUGCCAUUAUUUCUUUACUUGAGAAACCCUUAUAUUUUUAAAGAUCUAAAUCAUGCAGUUGCUAGAAUAAAAAUGGGUUUACGCAUCAGCAAAUUCAAGAAGAACAAACCGUUUUACAGCCUUCUGGAUUGUUUUCUGGACCAAGUUGUGAGGCAGCCGCAUAAGAAGUUCCUACUUUUCGAGGAAAACUCCUACACUUACAGCCAAGCUGACAAAGAAAGCAACAAAGUGGCCAGAGCUCUGUCCACACAUGCACACCUAAAGGAGGGGGACACAGUGGCUCUCUUACUGGGUAACGAGCCUCACUUUGUGUUGGUCUGGCUCGCACUGACCAAGCUGGGAUGCAUAUCGUCUUUACUCAACUGCAACCUCAGAUCCAAAUCUUUGCUGCACUGCUUCUCCUGCUGUGAAGCCAAAGUCCUGGUCGCUGGUGCUGACUUGCGAGAGGCUGUAGAGGAGGUUUUGCCCUCCUUGAACCAGCAGGGCGUCCGUGUGUUUAUCCUCGGCGAGGGCUGUGAUGUGGAGGGUAUUGAAAGCCUCUCUGAUAAAAUUCAGCAGGCCUCGGACGAGCCUCUGUCACCUAAGAUGAGGGCCAAUGUUCACAUUAAGAGCCUUGCGCUGUACAUCUACACCUCAGGAACUACAGGCCUUCCCAAGGCAGCUCUGAUCAACCACCAGAGGCUAUGGUUGGUAUCUUUUCUUCAGCUUCUGAAUGGCGUACGCUCAGACGACGUCAUCUACAUGUACCUGCCUCUUUACCACACCUCUGGCUUUCUGCUUGGACUUUGUGGUGCCAUAGAAAGAGGCAUCACUGUUGUUUUAAGACGUAAAUUCUCAGCCUCCCAUUUCUGGAAUGACUGUAGAAAGUACAAUGUGACUGUAAUUCAGUACAUCGGAGAAAUUAUGCGAUACCUCUGCAACACACCAAAGAGAGAUAAUGACAGAGAUCAUAAAGUCCGAGUAGCAUUGGGGAGCGGGAUAAGGGCCGACACCUGGGCUGACUUCCUGCAGCGAUUUGGUGACAUUCGUAUCCGUGAAUGCUACGGAGCCACAGAAGGAAAUAUUGGCUUUGUCAACUAUGUUGGCAAAGUUGGAGCUAUUGGCAAAGAGAAUUUCCUCCACAAAAUGGCAUGUCCUUACGCCCUCAUAAGGUACGACACAGAGAAAGAGGAGCCAGUUAGAGACUCCAGAGGAUUUUGUAUUGAAGUCCCCAGAGGAGACACCGGUUUGUUGGUUGCAAAGAUCGGAGAAAGAAAUCCGUUCAACGGCUACGCCAAGAACACUCAGCAGACAGAGAAGAAGAAGGUGAGAGAUGUGUUUGUGAAGGGAGACCUCUACUUAAACAGUGGCGACCUUCUCAAGAUAGACGACGAGGGAUUUCUCUUCUUUCAAGACCGCAUUGGAGACACUUUCAGGUGGAAAGGAGAAAAUGUGGCAACCACAGAGGUGGCUGAUCAUCUGCUCAUGGUCGACUGCAUUGAGGAGGCUAAUGUCUAUGGUGUGAAGGUGCCAGGACACGAGGGGAGAAUUGGAAUGGCAGCACUGAAGCUCAAAGAAAACAUGGACUUUGACGGCAAAGCUACAUAUCAGCAUGUGAAGAACUACCUUCCCAGCUACGCAAGACCACGCUUCAUUCGCAUACAGGAUGCUCUGGUCAUCACUGGGACUUUUAAGCAGAUGAAGGUGAAGCUGGCAGAGGAGGGCUUCAACCCUGCGACCACGAUGGACCCUUUGUUCUACCUGGAGGACAACAAGGGCUACGUACCCAUGACGCAGGAGAUAUUCGACUCCAUCACAGAAGGAAGAAUCAGACUCUGAAUGAGUUCACUGUUUAUUAUUGGAUUUUCAGCCUCAAAAUAAUACAUUUGAUUUCUUUAGAAGCUGUUUGUGCAACAAGAUUAUGAACAGCAUUUCAUUAGCUACGAGUGGGUAAUUAUGUGCACUGACAUAAUUCAAGGAAUAACAUUUGGUUGGACACAUUGUAACUAAUUCUAAAUAAAAUAUUUAAAAAAAUAUUUAGCAAAUCAAGCUCAUAUCGUUGACAGAGUUAAUGAUCCUUAAUUCAGAACAGUUGGGAACUAACUUUUUUGGCUCAGUAGUACAUUUCUUAAUCAUUGAAAGCUGAAUCAGUGUGUGAAAAAAACGUUAUAAUGAUGAAAUAUAAAAAUUGAGGGUUGAAGGGUUAUUUUCUCUUAAAUGUGCUUUUGUUUUCCCUUUUAUAUUUGAAUGAAUCGUCUAUUAUUGGUACACAUUGUUAACAUAUUUUAAACCAAGAUAUGAAAACUGGGAUAUUUUACUGGACAACUUAAUAAAAACAUUUGUAUGAUAGAC